AUGCUGUGGUCACAAGUCACUAUUGUGGGACUUCUGUCCUCGACGACCUUUGCGGCCGUCCAGCCGAAGCAGCUCGCAAAGCGUGGUGAUUGUCGGGCCCAGGUAUUGAAGAUAGGUGGUCAAGAGUUCACCAUUCAGUGCGACGCAGACCGAGCCGGAAACAACAUUGGUUCUCCUUUGCGAAUCAGUGCCCCAGAGUGUGGCAAAGCUUGUGCCAACGACAAGUCUUGUGUCACCGCUCAGUACUCUAAUGGUUACUGCUAUAAGAAGAAAUCGCAGAACCAACUGAGCGUAGUCAAGGGCACCACUACCUACGACAAAGGCAAAGGCUGUACCUCUAAUCUCAAGGUCGGCGGCUGCAACGUAAAGUGCAACACCGAUAGCCCAGGCAACAAUCUCGACAAUGGACAAUACGUCGGCAGCUAUGCCGCCUGCGCUGCUCUCUGUGCUGCGAACUCCAAAUGUGCCACUGCGCAGUACAAGACCACGAACGGCUAUUGUUAUCAGAAGAGUAAGAUCAAUGGGCGCGGCUUCAGCCCGUGUGACUACACCAUCAGUCUUGUCUGUCCGAACAACGGAUACCCCGGGAGGUCGAGCUCAAGCACUACGUCAACGACGACAACUUCAAGCAGCACGACUACCACGACCUCCACAGGGAGUAUCCACGAACGUUCGUUUUGA
Messenger RNA from Cercospora beticola, 681 nucleotides. RefSeq lists its product as uncharacterized. Lineage: Eukaryota; Fungi; Ascomycota; Dothideomycetes; Mycosphaerellales; Mycosphaerellaceae. The record is from RefSeq and is a predicted model, not a curated record.